Molecule: messenger RNA, 2123 nt
Organism: Microplitis mediator
Lineage: Eukaryota; Metazoa; Arthropoda; Insecta; Hymenoptera; Braconidae
Product: UBA-like domain-containing protein 1
Exons: 4
Coding region: 888-1301 (137 amino acids)
Molecular function (GO): protein binding
Source: RefSeq, a predicted model, not a curated record
AAUAUAAAAAAAAAAAAAAAAACAGGUGCCUGAGUGAGUAAAGCGCGAGCGCGAGCGCGGAUAAGCAAAAAAGCAAAAAAGUAAAUAAUAUUGAAAGUGAAGGGAGUGAGUUUGUUGAACAGAAUUGUUCCAAACACAAGGGAGUGUGUUCGUUCCACGUUCCACGCGUUUCUCAGUAGAGUACACACAGAGCAAGACAGAGUAAGACAGAGAAGCGGCGUGACGUCAUUGCAAUUUCGUUCCUUACCCCGCUACAAGUUCAUCCGAGUUUGUCUUCCUACCGAUGAGUUGAGUUUUGAAAACAAGGAACUUGAAAGAACUCGCAAGUGCUCGCAAGAGACAAGAGACUUGCAGAGAAUUUAGACUACAGCCACAUAUCAAUUGUCGCCGCAGUCGUUUUAUAAUUAAAAUAAACAUAUAUAUAUUAUAUUAUAUUAAGUUAAGUGUUUUUAUCGAGGAUUUAAAUUACUGAUUACUGAUUGCCAGUUAAAAAUAAAUAAUCAGUAUAUAAUAAAGCGUGUCGUUAAUGUAAACGCGAUAUUGAGUUUUAUUAUAUCGGUCUCUCUCCUCAUUUUAGUCGUUUGUUGGCAUUACAUUAAAUUGGUUCGUGUGUCUGUCCCCAUCACCAUCACCAUCACCAUCACUAUUGCCAUCAACAUCAGCAUCACCCACCGCCGUAAGUUCCUGUAAGCCGUAAGUGUGUAAGUGUCUGUCGGUCGUCUUCAUUGAUGUGUGUUGUGUAUGAUAACUUACAACAACCGGUAUCAGAAAAACAAAAGUUAUUAUUCUUGUUUUAAAUACUGUCUUCAUUUUGGACACUCGUAUGUCAAUACAAUAAAUAUAAAUAAACAACAUCAACAUCAACAACAACAACAACAACAACAACAAUGGAUACCCAUCUGCGUGAGCAGGUAAUGAUAAAUCAAUUUGUGCUGGCCGCUGGAUGUGCAAGAGAACAAGCCAAACAAUUGCUCCAAGCUGCUCAUUGGCAAUUCGAGACUGCGCUGAGUAUAUUUUUUCAAGAAGCGGCAAUACCAUCCUGUCCACAAGGACGUAGUACGCAUUUAGGUCAGAUAACACCUUGCAAUACCCCAGCGACACCGCCGAAUUUUCCAGACGCAUUGCUAGCCUUUCAAAAAAUGUCUGCAGGCGACAAGACGCCCUCCGGAAUGUCUCCAAAGCAGAAUGGACAGCAGACAACGUCUCCAAUGCCACACCAUGGAAUUCGGUGUAGUGUAUCUGGGACUCAGCAGCAGACGCAAAACCAGCAGCAAUUUGGAUUUGGCGAGCCACAGAGAUAAAACAGACUUUAAAUUGUUUUCCGUAUAAACAAACGCUACUAAUGCGGAUAGCGCUUUUUAUUUUUCAAUGAGGCUUAUAUUAUUGUUAAUAAGCCAGACAAGACAAGUCGUAAUAUACCUCCUAUUCCUCCUAUAGGAAAUUUAUCUUGAGUUUUCAAGAUUUAUCAACCGUUUGAGGAAUCUUUAUUAUUAUUAUUAUUAUUAUUAUUAUUAUUAUUAUUAUUAUUAUUAUUAUUAUUAUUAUUAUUAUUAUUAUUAUUAUUGUUUCCUUUAAUUUAUUGGACGAAAAAGAAAAAAAAAUUUCAAACUAGUUUAAAUAUAAAUCAACGCGAGAUUAUUGUAUUGAGAUAUAAACCAAUAAGUUACAAGAAGAUUAAAUGUAUUUCGGAUACAAUUAUUGAAUUACAUUUGUAAUAUUUAAAGACAUCAUCAUCAUCAUCAUCAUCAUCAUCAUCUUCUUCUUCUUCAUGAGUUACUGGGAAUGAGUAUUUUUAACAUACUCUCACACACACAUAAACAGUAAAAGAUAAAUUAGUAGUUUUUAAGUAGAUAGUAUAAGACUUAUAGCGAUAUCACUAGUAAUAAUUAUUAAGUAAAUUAAUAAUGAAUCGUGAUUAAAAGAAAAAGAUGAGUUGACUUGAUGAUUAGUUCGAGUCAUGAUAACUCGUACGAUAAUUAUGAAAUGUCAUGUUUGUUUUGAUGUGAUUUAAGAAGCUCCCUGACUUAUAAGGUACAAAAGAAAAAAAAAACGAAAGAAAAAAAUCGUUAUUGUUUCAACGUUAUUCACUGAUUUUAUAAUAUUAAAAAUAAUAAUAAUAAUAA